Folsomia candida is the source of this 2021-nucleotide messenger RNA. Its product is annotated as carboxypeptidase B. Bases 717 to 1964 code for a protein of 415 amino acids. The record is from RefSeq and is a predicted model, not a curated record. Gene Ontology annotation, molecular function: metallocarboxypeptidase activity; zinc ion binding. Lineage: Eukaryota; Metazoa; Arthropoda; Collembola; Entomobryomorpha; Isotomidae. Gene Ontology annotation, biological process: proteolysis. The transcript is spliced from 10 exons.
GGAGAAUCCAGAAACUUCUUGAUUCCGAUAUCAUUAUCGUGUUCCACGAAUGUAAAAAUAAUGCACUCUAAAUAAAAGUUGAGUAAAAUUUACCCAACCAUUGUGUAAAUUUUGCCAAAUUAUUGUGUCAUCCUCUUUUUUACUCAACCUUGUGUAAAUUUAGCACAACUCUUAUCUAGAGUGUGCUGACGUUUCACAGGUUACCCAACAAUCAAAAUAUUUGCGAUAGGAGUUCAGCUUACGUCAUAUUACGUAAAAGAUUAAUUAAUGAGAGCAGAUAGAAACGUCCCUAUCUCUGGAUUUGUGAUAAUCCUUAACUAAAUCCUCACUUUAACAUUCCCAUCCCAGCAGAAAAAUUUACCUUGAUUGUGCAUAGCCAAAGUUAUCAUACAAUAAAUUUUUAAACGUUCCGAGAAAGAUUAACGAAAUAUUCCAUGGGUCGAGGGUCUCUGCGUAAAUUUGGUCAUUCUAGAUUCCCAAAAAUUUUACCUUUUGCCAUCAAUCACAAAGAAAUUCCUCAUAUCCCUCUUCAGUUCGUUAUGUAAUGUAUGGGCAUUCCACCAUAAAUUCGCCAUUAUUCAACUAGUCAGUAUCGAGUCACUGAGCUGUUUCUGAUUAAUCAUUAUAAUCAAGCAAAUGUCCUCCGAUCCGGUCGAUUAGAGGAGAGAGUCGCGUACAAAAAUAAUUUCAAGGUUUAAUUAUCCUUCGCAACAACUAUGUUACCAAUAGUUGGACUAACUGUGGGUUUUAUUUCCACAUUAAUCGGGCUCACCACUGGUGCCAUGUACGAUGGGCACAGCAUGCUUAGAGUCACACCACAGACCAAGCGACAAGAAGAUCAUUUAAGGGACCUGAGUAAACACCAAGGGGUAUCAUUUAUUGGAGGUGAUCCUCUUGUUGGGGAUCAUUCCCAUGUAAUUGCUUCCCCACAAGUGUUGGAUUUUGUGUUGGAAUCUUUGAAAAAAUUCGAAACUGAGCAUCUUUUAACUAAUCCUGAUGUAGGAAGGUCAAUCCGUUCUCAAAAGGUCAUGACUAGAAUGAAUGGAGAUAUCAGUUGGGACGCAUACUACGAUUUGGACUCGAUCAACCAAUACCUGACCGUUCAAAGUGUCGGACAUCCUGACCUCGUGACCCUCACAACGAUCGGAAAAUCGUUCGAGGGAAGGGACUUAUUUCUCCUCAAAAUUAACAAGGGCAGCACCACGAAACCAAUUAUAUGGAUUGAUUCUAAUAUUCAUGCCCGAGAAUGGAUUUCAUCCGCGGUCGGGCUCUAUUUAAUCGAUCAACUCCUGAAUAGCCCAGAUAUUGAGAUUCAAGCUUACUUGGACGAUUUUAAUUUUCACAUUUUACCCAUGGCUAACCCGGACGGAUUCGUUUUCUCUCAUUUAACCGACAGAUUUUGGAGGAAGACCCGAUCAAACACUUCUGCCACGGCAAUAAAUGGAUGCCGUGGCGUAGAUCCGAAUAGAAAUUUCGACGCCUACUGGCUAGAAAACGAUGGGGGUUCUAAAGACCCCUGCGACCUUUAUUUCGCUGGAGACGCCGUUUUCACAGAGUUGGAAUGCAUCGCAAUUGCGCAAUAUUUAGACUCCAUCCGUGCCAACCUUAUUGCUUACAUAAGUCUGCACAGCUGGGGGCAAAACGUUUUAAUUCCGACGGGACGAGACUCUACGCAAAUACCGGAAUAUAAUGAAUACAUUAGAAUAGCAAACUUGGCCGCGGCAGCCCAUCAAAUCCCACAUGGCAUGGUUUACACAACCGGAAGUGUGUUCGAUGUUUGGCACCCGGCCCCAGGGACCAGUAUGGAUUGGGCGUACUUGAAUUUUCCAUCCGCCAAGAUACAUCUGACCUAUGAAUUCAGGGACAAAGGGCAAUACACCGUCCUUUUACCCGCAGAUCAAAUUUUGCCGCAAUGUGAAGAAUUCAUGGCAGGGAUCAAGGUCAUUUUCGACGAGCUUAAAUAAAUUCCAUGUAAAAAUUCAUGAAAUAAAUUAUUACGACUUGAGCGAAGCGGUGAUAAA